Molecule: messenger RNA, 1170 nt
Organism: Knipowitschia caucasica
Lineage: Eukaryota; Metazoa; Chordata; Actinopteri; Gobiiformes; Gobiidae
Source: the annotation of a GenBank genome assembly
AUGCAGCAGUACAACUUCUUAUUGUGCGUAUUGGUGCUCGUGUCUUUGGGCCAGUCCGGGAGCGAUGAGCCCAAUCUGCUGCUGCCUGCAUCCAGCGAGGCUCCAACGGACGCCGGAUUGUCUCUGCUGGAUGAGGACGCAGGCGCUCACGAGUGCUCUGCGUGUGUGUGGAGGGAACAGAGCAAAGUGCUAAGACUGGAGACCAUCAAGUCACAAAUCCUGAGCAAACUGCGUCUAAAGCAAGCCCCCAACAUCAGCCGCGAAGUGGUCAAUCAGCUGCUGCCCAAAGCACCGCCGCUGCAGCAGCUCCUGGACCAUCAUGACUUCCAGGGGGACGCGUCCUCCCAGGAUGAGUUCAUGGAGGAGGACGAGUACCAUGCCACCACGGAGUCAGUCAUCACAAUGGCAUCCGAGCCGGAGCCUCUGGUGCAGGUGAAUGGAAAGCCGAGCUGCUGCUUCUUCAAGUUCAGCCCUAAACUCAUGUUCACUAAAGUCCUGAAGGCUCAGCUGUGGGUGUAUCUGCGGCCACUGCAGCAGACCUCCACAGUCUAUCUCCAGAUCCUGCGUCUGAAGCCGGUGACAGAUCAGGGCAGCCGUCACAUUCGCAUCCGCUCACUCAAGAUUGAGCUCAACUCCCGUGUGGGCCACUGGCAAAGCAUUGACUUCAAGCACGUGCUGCAGAACUGGUUCAAGCAGCCGCACACCAACUGGGGCAUCGACAUCAACGCCUUUGACGAAAGUGGCAAUGACCUGGCAGUUACCUCGCUGCAUCCUGGGGAGGAGGGACUGCAGCCGUUUCUGGAGGUGAAGGUUUUGGAGACCACUAAGCGAUCUCGAAGAAACCUGGGUCUGGACUGCGACGAGCACUCAACCGAGUCGCGCUGCUGCCGGUACCCUCUGACGGUGGACUUCGAAGCCUUUGGCUGGGACUGGAUCAUUGCUCCUAAGCGUUACAAAGCCAACUAUUGCUCGGGCCAAUGCGAAUACAUGUUCAUGCAGAAGUACCCACACACUCACCUGGUGCAGCAUGCUAACCCGCGCGGCUCCGCGGGGCCCUGCUGUACGCCCACUAAGAUGUCUCCCAUUAACAUGCUCUAUUUCAAUGACAAACAACAGAUCAUCCAUGGGAAGAUCCCUGGGAUGGUAGUGGAUCGGUGUGGCUGCUCUUAG